Pochonia chlamydosporia 170 is the source of this 5682-nucleotide messenger RNA. RefSeq names its product TBP associated factor. Gene Ontology annotation, molecular function: ATP hydrolysis activity; ATP binding; ATP-dependent chromatin remodeler activity. NCBI's taxonomy places the organism in Eukaryota, Fungi, Ascomycota, Sordariomycetes, Hypocreales, Clavicipitaceae. Bases 1 to 5682 code for a protein of 1893 amino acids. The transcript has a single exon. The record is from RefSeq and is a predicted model, not a curated record.
AUGGCAUCCAGACUGGACAGGCUGGUGACUAUCCUCGAAACGGGAAGCACCAGACUGAUACGAGAAACCGCUGUCAACCAGCUUGCAGAUUGGCAAAAACAACACCCCGAUGAACUGUUUAACCUCUUGUCCCGCGUUGUUCCCUACCUGCGUCACAAGGAUUGGGAAACCCGCAGCACCGCAGCCAAGGCUAUCGGCAAAAUCGUUGAAAAUGCCCCUCUCUAUGACCCCAAUGAGGAAGAUGCUCUUCCAGCGCCAAAGAAGGAAGAGGAUACUGGCGAGAAUGGCCACAUCAAGAAAGAAGAGGGCGAUAAGGAUACUCUCCUCACCGAAGAUGACCUACUCAAGUUUGAGUCCCUUAAUGUUCACUCAAUAUUAAAUUACGGGAGAGAACUGCUCCGUGGCGGUGGUAUCGAAUACAACUUAGCUGCACUUGAUCCCCAAGCGAGACUAGAGCAUCAGAAGAAAACUCUACUAGGCCGACUUGGCUUGUUGGGACGCAAAUUUGAGGACGAGGAGAUGCCUGUUGUCGCCGACAGUCAGGCUGUGCCCAUGACCCCCAUCGAAGGUAGCAAUGGGAAUGGAAUUACUCGAAGCGACAGCAUAUCUCAGAGUCAAGGUGGAGAGGACUCACAACUCAGCUCAAGACAACUCAAUGUACUGAAACGAAAACGAAAGAGAGAGGCGAUGAAGGCCUCUCAAGGUAAAGGAGGGUUUGGCGACCUUUCGCUGCGACGCUCUACCACUGCCGGAUCUGAGGGUCUAGGCGCUGACGAAACUCCCAUGGCAGAAGGAGAAUCCAAGAAGAAUGGCAAGAUGAAUGACUAUUUUAACCUCGACCGGCCCUCCGAUGUCGACGAAGGAACCAAAGUUGUUAGCGAAUUUAAGGGCCCUGUCAUACCUAUCAAAUCGGAACUGGAGGCGGAAGAUACCAUGGAAGGUGCUGAGUGGCCAUAUGAACGACUGUGUGACUUUCUCAAGAUCGACCUGUUCGAUCCGUCGUGGGAAACCCGUCAUGGCGCGGCAAUGGGCCUGAGAGAAGUCAUCAGGGUCCAUGGUGGAGGCGCUGGAAGAAUACGUGGGAAGGGCAUGGAGGAUAAUGAAUCCCUGAAUAAGAAGUGGUUGGAUGACCUUGCCUGCCGGCUUUGCUCUGUAUUGAUGUUGGAUCGAUUUACCGAUUACAGUUCAGACACCUCGGUGGCGCCUAUAAGGGAGACCAUAGGCCAGACACUUGGUUCAGCCUUGAAGCACAUUCCUUCCACCUCGGUUUAUGACAUUUACCGGAUCUUAUAUCGCAUGGUGAUGCAGGAGGACCUCGAAUUAGAGCGCCCGGUCUGGGCUGUGUGCCAUGGUGGCAUGGUCGGACUCCGAUACGUCGUUGCUGUGAGAAAGGACCUCCUUUUGCAGGAUGGCGACAUGAUCGAUGGCAUCAUCAAGGCAGUUAUGAAGGGUCUGGGUGAUAUGGACGACGAUGUGAGAUCCGUGAGCGCUGCAACCCUUAUUCCUAUGGCAAAGGAAUUUGUCACGAUGCGCCCGGAUCAGCUGGAUGGAUUGACAAGUAUUGUUUGGGAGAGUCUUUCCAAUCUUGGCGACGAUCUCAGCGCAAGCACUGGGCGCAUCAUGGACCUUCUCGCCACCUUGUGUGGCUUCCCGGAAGUCCUAGAGGCUAUGAAGGCAUCCGCAGCACAGGAUGAGGAGAGAUCCUUCACUCUGCUCGUGCCACGUUUGUACCCCUUCCUCCGUCAUACCAUCACGUCUGUGCGUCUCGCCGUAUUGAAGGCCUUGCUUACGUUUGCCAACCUUGGCGAUGAUACUUCACACGGCUGGCUUAAUGGCCGAAUUCUUCGACUCAUUUUCCAAAACAUCCUCGUCGAAAGGGAUGUAGAGACACUUAACAUGUCGUUGGAGUUGUGGAAUGCCCUGGUCGGCACCUUGGCGAAGAACCCAGCCGUUCUCGCAGACGAGUUUGCACCUCACAUUGACCCCCUCAUGGAACUUACGCUACACCCGAUCGGCGUCUCGCGAAAUCCUAUCCCGAUGAAUGCAACUCUCUUCCAAAAACCUUCAGGUGGAACCUACUCGGCACAGGGCAUGGGUCCCCCAUCCGGUCGACGACUGUCCUCUCCCGAUGGUGCAGAUAGAGCGCCUAAGCGACGUCGCAAGUCUACCAAAGCUGAAGAGCCCGUGUCGACAGGAAUGACUCACGAUGUCGAUGGCCAUAUGAUGCAAGGUGACGUUGACUUGGUAGGCAUGGACGUGCUAAUUCGAUCUCGGGUGUCAGCAGCCAGUGCCAUGGGCAAAAUCAUGUCCCUUGUACCAUCGUCAAAUCUCGAUGAUUACGAUGCCCUGCUGGUGCCUGGUUUGACUUCUGCCUUCUCUUCCACGCAGCUUACUGCCUGCUUGGUUGUGGAUGAAUUUGCCAAGAGCUGUGCAACCGCAGACGAACCUGCUCGAUACACUGAACAGCUGCAGCGCAUAGUCGAGCUCGAAAGACCUUCAUCAUAUAGAGAUUUGGUCAAUUUUGUGCAACGCGCCAGAACCCAAUGCCAGCAGCUCAUCCACCUGUUCCGUGAUCAUGGUAAAGUAUCGCACGGCAAGCUUCCAGUUCUUCCAGUCGUCGUUCAAGGCGAGCCAGAAGCAGGACCAAGUGCCUUUUCAAUUGCCACAGCAGAAAAGUGUGUCGGGGAUGAUUUCGAGAGGCUCAAGAAGAUAAUGCCUCCUGGACAGCGCCUAAUAGCUAGCCAGCAGCUGGCUGAGGCUAGAAAUGUCGCAGUAGCGGCCAUUGGGGAAGCCAAAGCGUUCAAAGACGCGCGUGAUACCAGGAUCAAAGCCGGCGCUGCUUGUGCCAUGGUUGCAAUGAAGCUGCUUCCUAAGAAGCCAAGCCCGUUGAUCAAAGGUAUCAUGGACUCGGUCAAAACCGAAGAGAACCAGCUCCUCCAAAACCGGUCAUCGGCAACUAUUGCGAGGCUUGUACAGCUCUUCGCUGAAAAGGGCCGGAAGGGGCCUGCUGAUAAAGUUGUCGCCAAUCUUGUCAAGUUCUCCUGUGUGGAGGUUGCCGAGACGCCAGAAUUCCCUGUUCAUGCCGCCAAGACCUCCUGCAUCCUCUCCAUGCAAAAGGAGGAAGAUAGAGUCGAUCACCCUGAUGCUGCCAAGUGGGCCAAGGAAGCUAAAGCUGCUAGAAUUACACGACGCGGUGCCAAGGAGGCUCUUGAGAUUUUGUCAAAAGCGUACGGGGCAACCUUGCUGGAAACAGUUCCAAGUCUUCGAAGCUUCAUGGAAGAGCCCAUGGUCAGGGCCUUCUCCGGCGACCUCCCGACAGAAGCCAAGGACCCUGAGAAUGUCUUUGGCCAAGAGAUCGUCGAUGCCAUGUCCGUCAUCCGAACGAUGACUCCAACUCUGGACGUUGCCCUGCGUCCUUUCGUCAUGAAAAUGUUGCCCCUUGUUAUCAAGGCACUUCACUCGGAGCUCUCGGUGUUCCGGUACAUGGCAGCCAAGUGUCUUGCCACAAUCUGCAGUGUAAUUACGGUGGAAGGCAUGACUGCUCUCGUUGAAAAGGUUCUCCCGUCAAUUACCAAUCCCUUGGAUCUGAACUUCCGCCAGGGCGUCACUGAGGCCAUCUACCACUUGAUCGCAGUCAUGGGUGACGCCAUCUUGCCAUAUGUUAUCUUCCUCAUUGUACCCGUUCUUGGCCGAAUGAGCGACUCCGACAACGAGAUUCGACUUAUCGCAACAACGUCGUUUGCAACUUUGGUGAAGCUUGUUCCGCUGGAAGCGGGCAUUCCUGACCCCCCUGGCCUGUCUGAAGAACUCCUCAAGGGCCGAGACCGGGAGCGAACUUUUAUUGCACAACUUUUGGACCCGAAGAAAGUUGAGCAGUUCCAGAUACCCGUUGCCAUCAAGGCCGAACUGCGGUCCUACCAGCAAGAAGGCGUAAACUGGCUCCACUUCCUCAACAAAUAUCACCUUCAUGGCAUUCUUUGUGACGACAUGGGCUUGGGCAAGACACUCCAAACCAUUUGCAUUGUAGCAAGCGACCAUCACCAACGGCAAGAGGAAUUCGCCAAGACGGGCGCUGCCGACGUUAGACGGCUACCAUCCCUCAUUGUCUGUCCCCCAACACUUUCUGGACAUUGGCAACAAGAAAUCAAGACGUAUGCGCCGUUCCUUACUGUUACGGCCUAUGUAGGACCGCCGGCCGAGCGCAAAACGAUGAGAGAUAAACUGGGGGAGACCGACAUCGUGGUAACGUCGUACGACGUCUGCAGGAAUGACACGGAUAUUCUGGACAAGCACAGCUGGAACUAUGUGGUUCUUGACGAGGGCCAUUUGAUCAAGAAUCCCAAGGCCAAGAUUACUCAGGCUGUCAAGAGGCUUGCCAGCAACCACCGCCUCAUCCUGACGGGCACGCCAAUUCAGAACAAUGUCUUGGAGCUCUGGUCCCUGUUCGACUUCCUCAUGCCAGGUUUCCUCGGGGCCGAGAAGGUGUUCCUGGAUCGAUUCGCCAAGCCCAUCGCGGCAAGCCGUUUCAGCAAGGCCUCCUCAAAGGAACAGGAAGCGGGAGCAUUGGCAAUUGAAGCUUUACACAAGCAAGUGCUACCAUUCUUGCUGCGUCGGUUGAAGGAAGAGGUGUUGAAUGACCUGCCGCCGAAGAUCCUUCAAAAUUACUACUGUGACCUAAGCGACCUGCAGAAGAAGUUAUUUGAAGACUUCACCAAGAAGCAAGGCAAGAAGCUGCAGGCUGAGGCCGGUCGUGACGACAAGGAGGCAAAGCAGCACAUUUUCCAAGCUCUGCAGUACAUGCGGAAGUUAUGCAAUUCACCGGCGAUGGUUAUGAAGCCAGGCAGCCCUACCUACGACGAUACGCAGAAGAUCUUGCAGAAGCAAGGAACGUCGAUUGAGGACACAAUCCACGCACCUAAACUCACUGCCUUGAAGGACCUUUUGGUUGACUGUGGCAUUGGUGGGGAUGACGGGGAUACUAAUGAUCCCCUGUAUCAGCCCAUCAAGCCACACAGAGCACUUAUUUUCUGUCAGAUGAAGGAAAUGCUGGACAUGGUGGAGAAGAAGGUUCUGAGAGAGCUCUUACCGUCGGUUUCUCACCUUCGAUUGGAUGGAUCUGUUGAGGCGAAUAAGAGACAGGAUAUUGUCAACAAGUUUAACAGUGAUCCAUCAUACGAUGUGUUACUUUUGACAACUAGUGUCGGUGGCCUCGGUCUCAAUCUUACGGGUGCUGAUACCGUCAUUUUCGUGGAACAUGACUGGAACCCGCAAAAAGAUUUGCAGGCUAUGGACCGAGCACACAGAAUUGGACAGAAGAAGGUGGUCAACGUGUACCGACUGAUUACUCGUGGCACGUUGGAAGAGAAGAUUCUCAGUCUCCAACGAUUCAAGAUUGAUGUAGCAUCGACCGUGGUCAAUCAGCAAAACGCGGGGCUGUCAACGAUGGAUACAGACCAGAUUCUUGAUCUAUUCAACCUAGGUGACUCGGGACCAAACCUGAUAACGGAUAAGCCGCAAAAGGAAGUGGACGGACGAGAAGAGGACAUGGUGGAUAUUGAGACUGGCGAUGUACUGCGCCAGCCAGGUAAAAAGGCUUGGCUGGAUGACCUAGGGGAACUAUGGGACAAUAAGCAGUACGAAGAGAGCUUUGACCUGGAUGAUUUCAUGAAGACCAUGUCAUGA